CAGCUGAGUGCCAGAGGAAUUUCAGUCCUCGGUGCUUGUAUAUACACAGGGCUGCACAGUGCAAGACUCUGAGAGCAACACAUCCACUUUCCAAACACAGAGAGUGAACACGGUUUGGACCAAGGCAGACCACUGGCUAGUGUGUGGGCGAAAAGCUUACUGCUGUAAUCAUCCAAAUCUAAUACAACUGGCCAAACAAGGAUGUCUAAGGGUCCAGCUGUUGGCAUUGACCUGGGAACCACUUACUCCUGCGUGGGCAUCUUCCAACAUGGCAAGGUGGAAAUCAUUGCUAACGACCAGGGCAACAGGACCACACCCAGUUAUGUGGCAUUCACCGACACUGAAAGGCUGAUCGGAGAUGCUGCCAAGAACCAAGUGGCCAUGAACCCCAACAACACCGUGUUUGAUGCCAAGCGUCUAAUUGGUCGGCGCUACGAUGAUUCUGUUGUACAAUCAGAUAUGAAGCAUUGGCCCUUCAAGGUGGUUAAUGAUGGUGGGAAGCCAAAGAUGGAAGUGGAGUACAAGGGUGAGACAAAGACAUUCUUUCCUGAGGAAAUUUCCUCCAUGGUGCUUACAAAAAUGAAGGAGAUAUCUGAAGCCUAUUUGGGCAAGUCUAUAACAAAUGCAGUUGUUACGGUACCUGCAUACUUCAACGACUCACAACGGCAAGCCACCAAAGAUGCUGGAACCAUUGCUGGGCUGAAUGUCCUACGAAUCAUUAAUGAACCCACUGCAGCAGCCAUUGCCUAUGGGCUGGACAAGAAGGUUGGUGCAGAGCGCAAUGUUCUGAUUUUUGACCUCGGUGGGGGAACAUUUGAUGUGUCCAUUCUGACUAUUGAAGACGGGAUCUUUGAAGUCAAGGCCACUGCUGGGGACACUCACCUAGGCGGGGAAGACUUUGACAACCGAAUGGUCAACCACUUCAUUGGGGAGUUCAAGCGUAAGUUUAAGAAGGACAUCACCAACAACAAGAGAGCAGUCCGCCGCUUGCGAACAGCGUGUGAGCGGGCCAAGAGAACCCUGUCUUCCAGUACCCAGGCAAGUAUUGAAAUUGACUCCCUCUACGAGGGAGCCGAUUUCUAUACCUCCAUCACCAGAGCUAGGUUUGAGGAGCUCAACGCUGACCUUUUCCGUGGUACCCUGGAACCUGUGGAAAAAGCUCUUAGGGAUGCUAAAAUGGACAAGGCCCAGAUCCAUGACAUUGUCCUAGUGGGCGGCUCCACUCGAAUCCCCAAAAUCCAGAAGCUGCUGCAAGAUUUCUUCAACGGCCGUGACCUAAACAAGAGCAUCAACCCAGAUGAGGCUGUGGCAUAUGGUGCUGCUGUGCAGGCUGCAAUCCUGGCAGGUGAUAAGUCAGAGAACGUCCAGGAUCUUCUGCUUCUGGAUGUGACACCUCUCUCUCUGGGCAUCGAAACUGCUGGAGGGGUCAUGACUGUGCUUAUCAAGAGAAAUACCACCAUCCCAACCAAGCAAACACAGACUUUCACCACAUACUCUGACAACCAGCCUGGAGUACUUAUUCAGGUAUAUGAGGGUGAGCGAGCAAUGACCAAAGACAACAACAUUCUGGGAAAAUUCGAGCUAACAGGGAUCCCCCCUGCACCCAGGGGUGUCCCCCAAAUAGAGGUGACCUUUGACAUCGAUGCUAAUGGCAUCCUCAAUGUGUCAGCAGCAGACAAGAGCACAGGCAAAGAGAACAAGAUAACCAUCACCAAUGACAAAGGUCGACUGACAAAGGAAGAUAUCGAGCGCAUGGUGCAGGAAGCGGAGCAGUACCGUGCUGAAGAUGAAGUACAACGAGACAAAGUCACGACCAAGAACUCGUUGGAGUCCCUUGCCUUCAACAUGAAGAGUACAGUGGAAGAUGAGAAGCUGAAGGACAAGAUCAGUGCAGAAGACAAGAAGAUGAUCAUAGACAAGUGCAAUGAAGUGAUUUCCUGGCUGGACAAGAAUCAGACGGCAGAAAAGGAUGAAUAUGAGCAUCAACAAAAAGAGCUGGAAAAAGUGUGUAAUCCUAUAAUCACAAAGCUUUACCAGGGGGCUGGUGGCAUGCCGGGGGGGAUGCCUGGGGGAUUCCCCGGGGGCGCCAGCAGCUCUUCUUCAGGUCCCACUAUUGAGGAGGUCGACUAACUCUAUUUAAGCCUCUUCACCAGUACCUGGGGAGCCACUGAUUUCUCAAAACUACCCUGCUGUCUUUCUAAAUGAUCCUUAAAUACUUCUGAUUUGUCCGCCACCUCAGAUAAGCAAAAAGUAUUAUGUGAUCAAAUAAGGCUAAGUUGCUUUUAUGACAUUUAAUAGUCAAACCAAAUAAAAAUGAUAAUAUACAAAAUGUAUAAGACAAUGGAUUAGGAAAAUAUAUUUUGAUAAUUUGUCUUCAGAUGUUCAUCACACACUGCAGCUUAUAUUAUCGUUUCCUUAUGAGGUUUUCAUAUUGCUGCCUAUUCCUCAUUUCUACACACCUGCACAAAACAAUGUUCUGAAAACAUUUUGUCUUAUUCAAAUUUAUUCUGUCUUAUCAUAUUACGCAGUGUGAUAACACUGGUGUGGUGUGCAAAAAUAUUAUCCUUUAACACUGUUAGAAUGAAAAAAUAAAGUGAGUUAUAUAAGGAACACAAAAA
Molecule: messenger RNA, 2618 nt
Organism: Paramormyrops kingsleyae
Lineage: Eukaryota; Metazoa; Chordata; Actinopteri; Osteoglossiformes; Mormyridae
Gene: hsc70
Product: heat shock cognate 70
Molecular function (GO): ATP-dependent protein folding chaperone; ATP binding
Source: RefSeq, a predicted model, not a curated record